UGCGCAGCCACCGCCGCAACUCGCCAUUCGAGAGCACCGCGCUGUCUCCACUCCACAUCUGCUGUGUCUAACCUACGCUCGAAGAGGAUGGGCAUUGUGUUUAGUGGACGAUGCUACAGCAAGGCGCGUCUGGACAACAAAACGGCCAUCAUCACUGGCGCCAACACAGGCAUCGGUAAAGAGACUGCGUUGGACCUGGCCCGCAGAGGAGCGACCGUGGUGCUAGCGUGCCGAGACGAGCAGAAGGCGGAAACAGCGGCGGAGGACCUCCGGAAGCGGUUGCAGAGCUGUGAGGGGGCGGGGCAGGUGCACGUCCAGAGGCUGGACCUCGCAUCUCUCACUUCAGUUCGCGCCUGCGCACGACGGCUCCUGGAGCAGCACCCUAAAAUACACCUGCUCAUCAACAACGCCGGCAUCAUGGCGUGCCCGCACGCCGUGACGGAGGACGGCUUCGAGAUGCAACUGGGUGUCAACCAUCUCGGCCACUUCCUCCUCACGUGCCUUUUGCUGCCCAGGCUGCGUGCGUCUGCUCCUGCCCGCAUCGUCAACGUCUCCUCGCUGGCGCAUUUAGGUGGUUCUAUCGACUUCGACGACCUGAUGUGGGAGAAAUCAUACAACGCGACUUUCGCUUACGCGAGAAGCAAGCUUGCCAAUAUCUUGUUCACCAAAGAGUUGGGUAAACGACUUGAAGUUGUCCGGAAUCCUAUAGGUACUGGCGUGACAGCAUACAGCUUGCACCCAGGAGUCGUUGCGACUGAGCUCAGCAGACAUUUCGACUCGGCGUACUUCCCUGGGGUGACCUGGCUCUUUAACAACAUGGCGCGCUUCGUCAUCAAGUCUCCUGAGCAAGGGGCGCAGACCUCCAUCUACUGCGCUGUCGAGGAGAGCCUCAGCAAAGAAACUGGACUCUACUACAGCGACUGCCAGCGGAGGAUGCCGUCGAGGCGGGCUCGGGACGGGGAGACGGCGCGUCGCCUGUGGGAGGAAAGUGCGCGACUCGUCGGCCUCAAAGAGUGGGACCCGUGCACCGCGCCCGACGGCUCGCAGCCCUUCUGAACGCUUCUGCAACUGACUCUUACUCAGCUCUCACACCGUCACACAGCUAGUGACGAAACGUCGGCAAACGGGCGGAAAACCGUCCUCCUUCUAGCUUUCGGGAUGAAGGGACUUCCUCUGUCACGAGAUAAAGGAGUAAGAGCACACAAUUCAGUAACCGAAAUCGAAACUCAUCCGUAAGCCGACGAUAAACAGUAUUUUACGGUAAAGGAUAUACAGUCCAAAGGUUGUGCAUAUGUGGUCGAGGAUAAGUGGAGGAAAGGCGCGCAUGUGUGUGUGUGUGUGUGUGUGUGUGUGUGUGUGUGUGUGUGUGUGUGUGUCAGGAACAGAAAGCCGACACUCCUCUGUACCUCCAGUAUAAACUGUAUACAUUUUCUUAUGAAAAAUGCUUCUCUCUCUCUCUCUUUCUGUCACUCACUCUCUCUCUCUCUCUCUCUCUCUCUCUCUCUCUCUCUCUCUCUCUGUCUGUCUGGCUCUCUCUCUCUCUCUCUCUCUCCCUCCCCCCCUCCCACUCUCUCCCUCCCAUCCCUAUUAAGUAAUAACGUAUAGCGAGUCAAUAAAAAUAUUAAUCGACCUGCAUUUUUACAUCAGAUUAAUCGUCGCUUACUAUUUGCGUAUGCAACAGAGAUCGAGCGAUGUUGCUUAAGUGUAUCUACCUGUUUCUAAUAAAAAGGGAGUGUCUUAUACUGUACACAGAGAAUCUACUACUUACACGAUAAGUUUCAUAUAUGAACUCAGCCAUGACACACGUAAGUAACGAUCUUUCAUACAGUCAGAAUUGCUCUAGCGAUUAAGUUACCUCUCCACCAGCACAUCUGCGCUGAAGAGACAAGACUCUUGGCGUUCAGAUUGUGGAUUUAAUCAUUAGACGAGCAAACGAUGUCAUCAAUGUGCGAAAUGAGCGAGAAUGUUUAUUAAACAAAACAUUCACGUCACGCUGAUAAAUGACUAUCCAACGAAUACCAAUUCGUCAAGCAGAUGCAAGUGCCAAAUACGAGGUCGGUUCAGAAAUUGUUUGCGACAUGAGUUUUCAGAAGACGCUACUACUCGUACAAGUAACGACUUUUACUAUUUGUUUUAACUCUACAUUCUUAAGCCACUACACAACAAAUUUUCCUGCAACUUAACGGGAUUUAUUUUAGCUAUGGACAAGCUUCAAUAUGCAGUCUCGCCGUAGAAAUUUGCCACUAGAGGCCUUAACCAUCAUUUCAUGAAUUCAUGAAGUUUCUCAUCGUUUGCAUUAACAGUAACAUAUGUCCUGCCUUAUCUGUUUGCCCAGUAGGUACAUUAUUGUCGGCUGUCGACAUACAUUUUAUUUUCUGUCAGUUAUUCCAAAGUUUCGCUUGCGAUACGUGUACCAUAAAGAAAAGAAUAAAAAACGUAUAUAUGUAUGAAGCAUGCAUUUCCCAAAUAGAGAUAAAAUUAAUAAUAUCAUGAUGAUGUUUGGUUUGUGGGGCGCUCAACUGCGCGGUCGUCAGCGCCCGUGCAAAGUCCCAAUCUUUACACAGUCCAAUCUAGCCACUUUCACGAAUGAUGAUGAUGACAUGAUGAGAACAACACAAACACCCAGUCCCCAGGCAGAGAAAAUCCGCAACCCGGCUGGGAAUCGAACCCGGGACCCCGUGAUCAAGAGACAGCAACGCUAGCCACUAGAUCGUGAUUUGCAGACUAAUAAUAAAAUUAUGCUAUAUAAAAUGUUACCUCUUAUAUCAACAUUUUUAAAAUCAACCAGUUCCAAGAUUCGUAAUUUUGCUUUACUAAUUAAGAUGAGUCCCCACAGUUAACACUUACUGUAAAUAUUAUUGUUCUGUACAUGAAACUGUUCUUAGCCACCUUUUUAUAGUAACGUUUUUAACUACGAAUCUGCGCUCUCCGUUUGUCUACAUCUACAUCCAUACUCCGCAAGCCACCUGACGGUGUGUGGCGGAGGGUACCUUGAGUACCUCUAUCGGUUCUCCCUUCUAAUCCAGUCUCGUAUUGUUCGUGGAAAGAAGGAUUGUCGGUAUGCCUCUGUGUGGCCUCUAAUCUCUCUGAUUUUAUCCUCAUGGUCUCUUCGCGAGAUAUAGGUAGGACGGAGCAAUAUACUGCUUGACUCCUCGGUGAAGGUAUGUUCUCGAAGCUUCACCUCUCUCUCUCUCUCUCUCUCUCUCUCUCGCCCUCUGUGAAUGUGUGUGUGUGUAUUAUACUAUACAUUCCAGAAUGCAAGACGGCCUUCAUGCACAUACAUAUAGUGAGCAAACAUGGUAAUGGACCAAAGCAACUAUCAUAAACUGCACCCGUGAAAAAUAUAAUCUCCUUUUCUGUGGUUAUCUUAUGUGUGAUGUCAUGAAUGUCUUUUUAUAAACACAGAAAAGCUGCUAGAUUUAAGAUAAGUUUCAUAUGAGGUAUUAAACCUAAAACAAACACUCAUAGUUGUUUGCACAUUCAGAAUAGUCCUUAUCGUCUCUGUUACCUCUCCAUUUAGAACCCUUUCUCGAGAGGACCUGUUUCUUCGUGCUCCGACUCUGUAACAAAGCAUUACACGAAUCAAUAUGUGUGACAAGUGAAGAUAUGUAAACAUAUUAUUAAGUAAUUUGUAUUUCCAUCUUUCACUGACUUCUCGUUAUUUUUUACUCGUCAUAGUACGCGACACCGCAAGCUACUGGUCCGCACUAAAUUUAUUUCCUGCAGUGUUUUAUAAGAAUUAUUUCAUAUUUGGUAUAGUUUAAAAAACAGAAAUUUAGACAAAAAGGAACUAAUGAAUCGUUAGAAGUUGAAUAAACGCUAGUGUAUUAAGUGAUGUAAGUUGGCAAAGACAUCGUAGGUGCAUUAAAUGCAUUUUUUCGCAACAGUUGCUUCACAAUAGUUAUCUGUGAGACAAAUGGUUUGGUAUUUGUUAACCUGCAGUAUCAGCAUUACUUGUAAGAGAAAGAUCCAAUUUUGAUAUCCAUUUGAUGAACAUAUACUUUUGUUUCGGAAUUCAGUUACGGAAAUUGAAUUUUCACUUCGUCCAGUUGUAAGCAGUUUUUACCGUAUAUCUUUCUAGCAUAUCAAACAAUGUAUAUGAAGAACCAUAAUGUGCUAUUUACGAGAGUCGAACUUUUGUGUACAGUCAUACAAGUGUUGCACUACUAUUUAAUAAAGUGUAUAAAUAUGUAUGAUGUUGUGUUGCACAUAGUGUAAAUAUCAAAAUGACGUUUUAUUUAGAGUUUUCUUUGUCACUGGAAACAAAAAGUUAUUUUUUGUUGCACUCACAUAUGUUAUUAUGUCCACUGUCAUUUUCCAUUCCUAGCACAAAUAAAAUCGAGAAGAAAACCAAA
Messenger RNA from Schistocerca serialis cubense, 4355 nucleotides. RefSeq names its product retinol dehydrogenase 13-like. The coding region runs from base 88 to 1056 and encodes 322 amino acids. Lineage: Eukaryota; Metazoa; Arthropoda; Insecta; Orthoptera; Acrididae. The transcript is spliced from 8 exons. The record is from RefSeq and is a predicted model, not a curated record.